CCCGUUUCCGGCGCCGGGCAGAAACUCCACAAGGCCCGGCGCCUAGUCAUGACGAAAGCUCCGGUUGCGGUGCUGUGUCGGAAGUGGCAUCCUCUCGGGCCACUGAGACUCUGUCGCCGUCGCUGCUGGACCUUCUGGCUCCGCCCCUGCCCCUAGGUCUGGAUGGAGGAUACGUUAAAGUGAAAUGACAGACCAGGAGAAUAACAACAACAUCUCAAGUAACCCCUUUGCUGCUCUUUUUGGCUCCCUGGCUGAUGCCAAGCAGUUUGCAGCAAUCCAAAAAGAGCAGCUGAAGCAGCAAUCUGAUGAACUCCCAGCUAGCCCGGAUGACUCGGAUAAUAGUGUGUCAGAGAGCCUGGAUGAAUUUGAUUACUCCGUGGCAGAGAUUAGCCGCUCAUUCCGCUCACAGCAGGAAAUAUGUGAGCAACUCAACAUCAAUCACAUGAUCCAAAGGAUCUUCCUCAUUACUCUGGACAACAGUGACCCAAGCUUGAAAAGUGGGAAUGGCAUCCCCAGCCGUUGUGUGUAUUUGGAAGAAAUGGCAGUAGACCUAGAAGAUCAAGACUGGCUUGAUAUGAGCAACGUUGAGCAGGCUGUCUUCACUCGCUUAUUACUUCAAGAUCCAGGCAACCACUUGAUUAACAUGACAUCUUCUACAACGUUGAAUCUCUCUGCUGAUCGAGAUGCAGGGGAGAGGCACAUUUUUUGUUACCUUUAUUCCUGCUUCCAAAGAGCCAAGGAAGAGAUUACCAAAGUUCCAGAGAACCUGCUACCUUUUGCAGUGCAGUGCAGAAACCUCACUGUGUCUAAUACCCGAACCGUUCUCCUCACCCCAGAGAUCUAUGUUGGUCAGAACAUCCAUGAGCAGCUGGUAGAUUUGAUGUUGGAAGCCAUCCAAGGAGCCCAUUUUGAAGAUGUAGCUGAGUUUCUGGAAGAGGUCAUUGAAGCCUUGGUAUUGGACGAGGAAGUUCGAACAUUUCCAGAAGUCAUGAUCCCAGUGUUUGAUAUUUUGUUGGGCCGAAUAAAAGACCUAGAACUCUGCCAGAUCCUGUUGUAUGCGUAUCUGGAUAUUCUCCUCUAUUUCACUAGGCAAAAGGAUAUGGCAAAGGUUUUUGUGGAAUACAUUCAACCCAAGGACUCAAGCAAUGGGCAGAUGUACCAGAAGACCUUACUAGGAGUAAUCCUGAAUAUCUCCUGCUUAUUAAAGACUCCUGGUGUAAUAGAAAAUCAUGGCUACUUCCUGAAUCCAUCUCGCUCCAGUCCCCAGGAGAUCAAAGUACAAGAGGCCAACAUCCACCAGUUCAUGGCUCAGUUCCAUGAAAAGAUCUACCAGAUGCUGAAGAACUUACUCCAGCUCUCUCCAGAAACCAAACACUGUAUCUUGUCCUGGCUUGGAAACUGUUUGCAUGCAAAUGCAGGCCGCACCAAGAUUUGGGCCAAUCAGAUGCCAGAAAUCUUCUUCCAAAUGUAUGCCUCGGAUGCCUUCUUUCUGAAUCUGGGUGCUGCUCUCCUGAAGCUCUGCCAGCCAUUUUGCAAACCCAAAUCCUCUCGGCUCCUCACCUUUAAUCCCACUUACUGUGCCCUCAAGGAGCUGAAUGAUGAAGAACGAAAAAUAAAAAAUGUGCACAUGAGAGGUUUGGACAAAGAAACCUGUUUGAUCCCAGCUGUGCAGGAGCCAAAGUUUCCCCAGAACUACAACCUUGUAACAGAGAACCUUGUCCUGACAGAGUACACCUUGUACUUGGGAUUUCACAGGUUGCAUGAUCAGAUGGUAAAAAUCAACCAAAAUCUACAUCGGCUACAGGUUGCCUGGCGGGAUGCUCAGCACAGUUCUAGCCCUGCUGCUGACAACCUCCGUGAGCAGUUUGAACGACUGAUGACCAUCUAUCUUUCUACCAAGACUGCCAUGACUGAACCACAGAUGCUUCAAAAUUGCCUAAAUCUGCAGGUGUCCAUGGCCGUUCUACUAGUUCAGCUGGCCGUAGGCAAUGAGGGCCCCCAGCUGACAGAGCUAACAUUUCCAUUGCCAGAUGGCUACAGCUCUUUGGCUUAUGUGCCAGAAUUUUUUGCAGAUAACCUGGGUGAUUUCCUUAUUUUUCUCCGCCGCUUUGCUGAUGACAUCUUGGAGACAUCAGCCGAUUCCCUGGAACAUGUCCUUCACUUUAUCACCAUUUUCACUGGAAGCAUAGAAAGGAUGAAGAAUCCCCACCUAAGGGCCAAACUAGCUGAGGUGUUAGAAGCAGUGAUGCCCCACUUGGAUCAGACCCCAAAUCCCUUAGUAUCCAGUGUAUUCCACCGGAAACGUGUGUUCUGCAACUUUCCCUAUGCAGCCCACCUUGCAGAAGCUCUAAUCAAGGUCUUUGUGGACAUUGAGUUUACAGGUGAUCCCCAUCAAUUUGAACAGAAGUUCAAUUACCGCCGUCCCAUGUAUCCCAUCCUAAGGUACAUGUGGGGGACAGAUAGCUACCGAGAGAGCAUUAAGGAUUUGGCUGACUACGCCUCUAAGAAUCUAGAAGCCAUGAAUCCCCCACUUUUCCUCCGCUUUCUUAACCUGCUAAUGAACGAUGCCAUCUUCCUUUUGGAUGAAGCCAUACAGUAUUUGAGCAAGAUAAAGGUUCAACAGAUCGAAAAGGACAGAGGUGAAUGGGACAGUCUGACUCCAGAAGCCCGCCGAGAGAAGGAGGCUGGCCUACAGAUGUUUGGACAGCUGGCACGUUUCCAUAACAUCAUGUCAAAUGAAACAAUUGGUACCCUUGCCUUUUUGACAUCAGAGAUUAAGUCACUCUUCGUGCAUCCCUUCCUGGCUGAGCGCAUCAUCUCCAUGCUGAACUACUUCCUGCAGCACCUGGUUGGCCCCAAGAUGGGGGCCUUGAAAGUCAAGGACUUCAGCGAAUUUGACUUUAAACCCCAGCAGCUUGUAUCAGAUAUCUGCACCAUCUACUUAAAUCUUGGGGAUGAGGAAAACUUCUGUGCCACUGUGCCCAAGGAUGGGCGUUCCUACUCCCCAACUCUCUUUGCCCAGACAGUCCGAGUCCUGAAGAAAAUAAAUAAGCCUGGGAAUAUGAUUGUGGCUUUCAGCAACCUAGCAGAGAGAAUCAAGUCUCUAGCAGACCUCCAGCAACAGGAAGAGGAGACCUAUGCAGACGCCUGUGACGAGUUCCUGGAUCCCAUCAUGAGCACACUGAUGUCUGACCCUGUGGUGCUGCCGUCUUCCAGAGUCACUGUGGAUAGAUCCACCAUUGCCAGACAUCUGCUCAGUGACCAAACAGAUCCCUUUAACCGUAGUCCCCUCACCAUGGACCAGAUCCGGCCAAACACAGAACUAAAAGAAAAAAUCCAGCGGUGGCUCGCAGAGAGGAAACAGCAACAAAAGGAGCAACUUGAAUAAAUACUGUGAACUAAACAAACCAAAAACCAACCCCAGAGUGCAAACAAUUGGUGGUGGUUUCUUCUGGUUCUGUUCCUUUUCCUUUUUUCUUUUUUUUCCUUACUAAAUUGGAGCUCUGCUCUUGUUCUAAUUGUGGUAAGAUUCCUAAGAACUUCGCAGUGCCCUCCCGGCUGAUAGGACAUCAUGUUGACUAUACCAUCGACAAACUCAAAAGUCAUCACUAGUUUUUACCCUUUGUUCUCUCUCCCUAGUCCGUCUUCUUCCUUUGCCUUCCUUGAGUUAUAUUCACUUUAAAUACUAAAACUUCCUUCCACUUUAUUGUUUCUCUUCCAAGAACUGUUCAGAUGUCUUUGGUGAACACUGCUUUUAAAUAUAUGAUGUCACAUAUUUCAGGGACAGCUGAUGUCAUCAGAAAGUCCUGUGUCAGCAAGGCAUUUACUAGUCUUCAGGAUCCGGCCUUCAGCCCUUUUCCUUGUUACAGCUCUGCAAUGUUAAAAAAUAAUCUUUCACAUAAAAGCAGAUAGAUUGACAUUUGAGUAGACUUUUGAAUAUGAUGAUAGAUGAGAUGAAAACAAGGGAAUCCACUGCAACUUCUGUUGGCAGCUCUUAAUUUUGUGUUAUCUCAUAACUCAGUGACGCCGUGGAGGACACUCUCCCACAGGGUUGUCAUAACUACAGAACAGUUAGCCCUAAAUAUUUUUAGGAGGAUUGGUAGAACAACCUUGGAGCUUUGACACUUCAUUAAAAAAAUCUGGAGGUGAAAGAAUAAAGGAAGCUUUGGGGAUCUUUUUAUCUUACAGAAGGAAAUUUGUUGGCUGUAAGGAUGAGGCUUGAGUAGAAAAGUUAGGCGACAAACAUUGUAACCAUGGAAAAUGUCAUUUUAAGACACUAAUAUCAACAGUGUAUGUACACACACACACACACACCAUGUGUUUUUAUAUUGGUCUAGUGUAAACUCAGUACCGCUUUAUGUUGUCUUUUCCAUGGUAAAAUGUAUGCAGUGUAUGAUCAUAUUUACUAACACUCUAGACAAAAUUCUAAGACUAUAACAUGUAUAUAGUUAGUGUUUGUUUGGGAUUGUGAUCUAACUUCCAAGAGUUGCUUCUGACUCAGCCUUAGGUCGUCAGUUAACAAAGUAGGGAUUUGAACACAACCUUGUCCUUGGUAAGUAUCCACUUAGCCCUAUGUCGUUAGUAGGUGGAUGGGCCCACUUCUACAAGUUGAGCUUGAGCUCUGUACUCGUUGUGCAGCUUAACAUGCUAAGUGAGGCACAUUCCCCUAUGGGUUGUCACUAUCCUGCUAACCCUGAAAAUAAAAGUGACAAGAAGAGUAAGUAGUAUGAUCUAUAAACACAGGUUAUUGCUUAGUUUAGAGUACAUUAUUUUUAAUCAUGGCCUCUUUCAAAUAAGAUGGUAGUUUUUUGAUAUUACAACACAAGUUGCUAUAAGCAGUCCUUGGUGUGUUUUGAUGGUACCUGAAAAACCUCAAAUCAGGGGGCAUCCCACACUAGACAUAAGUGGACGUUGCCUGUUGGCUGUGCUUAUCUUAUAAAUGGUAACAGAAGUCGAUGACUCUUGCAAAUGCCAGAAUGUAAGAGACCAAUUCAGCAUGCUCCCCAGGCCUUUAAAGGCCUUUGGAAGCAAUUGUUUAUAUUCUUAAAAUGAACUUCAUUUCGUAUUUAAUAUCCUCCUCCUCUGAGAAUGAACUGUGCAUAAAAUAAGCUUCUACCUACUUGCAUUUAUCUUCCAAAUCCAGCCUAAUAGGAUGUUUUAAUUUUUAAAAGAAGUAGGGAAAAGACCAGAGAUUCAUAGGAGAAAAUUGGAGGGAAUAUGGGCACAAAACCUCAGAAGGCAGCUGCUCCCAGCAGUUUUCUAGUUAACAGCCUCUAUGCUGCCUCUUGUAUCUGUAUUCUACUUCUGUAUUUAGUCUUCAAAUUGUAAGCCUUUUCUGGCAAGCUUUUUUUUUGUUAAAGCUCUUUUCCUGAAACUUUUUAUGAAUGGCUAUGGCACCAUUAAUGCUGCUGAAUAUCUUUAAACUCAUCACAAAGGCAAGUUUAUAGCUUAAGGCCACAAUGGGUAAGAAAACCUAGUGUCUUCUGUGCCUUUUUUCUUUCCUUGAAGCAAUGUAAGAACAUCCCAUAAAUGAGACGAAAACAUUAUAUUGGUACAAUGCAAUGCAUAUAUGUACUUGGAAGCUUAAAGAAGUGUUUUGUCAUCUGGAACUCAGAAGCAGCUCUUAAUCCUUUAGAGCAGACUUUCUGAUAUACCUAGUUUUACGUGUUGGCUCUGCUGGAGUAUGAUAGGAAAAUGAAGUCUCUUGAAUCAGCUCUAGUAUUGCUUACUAAGAAGGUAAUACUAAACUUCAAAGAUUAUGUAAGUAGGUUUUAUCAAGCAAUCUGGAUUGGUUGGUUUGUUUUUAAAUGUAGUUUUUAGUGAUAUGUGAAAACUGAAAGAAACUUUAGUUUCAUGGUACAGGUGAAGGUGCCAGUUGCUAUUUGGUGUCACACUCUACAAAAGCUUCAUUACUUUAUUGGAUGCUGGUUGCUAAGCAGCCAUUGCCCUGAGCAUAAGUCUACUGGGUGCCUUUACAAGCCAGAGGCUGAUGCUGCACUGUUGAUGUCAUGUGAGGAAAUAAUGCACAUGCUCUAAUUGCUAAACAGGAAAACCUAGAAACAAAAAGAACACAACAAAAAGUUUGAUUGAAAUAAAAGUUGAUCAACAUAACUGUAUUUUAAAACAUUCCAGGAAGGUUACUCCUUGUCAAACUUGCCUGGUGGUGUUUGUUCAAAGCUUGUAUUUAAUAAAUGAACACCUGACUAA
Manis javanica (Malayan pangolin) is the source of this 6207-nucleotide messenger RNA. It is a transcript of the gene UBE4A, whose product is annotated as ubiquitination factor E4A. Gene Ontology annotation, cellular component: ubiquitin ligase complex; cytoplasm; nucleus. The record is from RefSeq and is a predicted model, not a curated record. Gene Ontology annotation, molecular function: ubiquitin-ubiquitin ligase activity. Gene Ontology annotation, biological process: protein polyubiquitination; ubiquitin-dependent protein catabolic process; ERAD pathway. NCBI's taxonomy places the organism in Eukaryota, Metazoa, Chordata, Mammalia, Pholidota, Manidae.